Sinocyclocheilus anshuiensis is the source of this 1268-nucleotide messenger RNA. Its product is annotated as E3 ubiquitin/ISG15 ligase TRIM25-like. NCBI's taxonomy places the organism in Eukaryota, Metazoa, Chordata, Actinopteri, Cypriniformes, Cyprinidae. Gene Ontology annotation, molecular function: zinc ion binding. The record is from RefSeq and is a predicted model, not a curated record. The coding region runs from base 75 to 1235 and encodes 386 amino acids. The transcript has 6 exons.
CUCAUUUAAAAGAAACUGAAACUGAUCUGCUGUUGAGCUGUUGUUUGUGUGUCUGUAUUGCUGUAGACAGUGAAAUGGCUGAAGCCAGUGUUUUUUCAGUGGAGCAGUUCAGCUGUCCAGUGUGUCUGGAUCUCCUGAAGGAUCCAGUAACUAUACAUUGUGGACACAGUUACUGUAUGAGCUGUAUUACAGACUGCUGGGAUCAAGAGGAUCAGAAGAGAGUCUACAGCUGCCCUCAGUGCAGACAGACCUUCAGUCCAACACCUGCUUUAGGUAAAAACACCAUGCUGGCUAUAGUGGUGGAGAAACUGAAGAAGACCAAUCUAAAAGCUGCUGUUCCUGCUGGACAUGGAGACGUGGAGUGUGACAUCUGUACUGGAAGAAAACACAAAGCUGUCAAGUCCUGUCUGGUGUGUCUGGAGUCUUACUGUCAAACUCACUUUGAGCGUCAUGAAGAGUUUCGCUCAGGAAAGAGACACAAAGUGACUGAUGCCACUGGACGACUGCAGCAGAUGAUCUGCCAUCAACAUGAUAAGCUUCUGGAGCUUUUCUGUCGUACUGACCAGCAAUGUGUUUGUGUACUUUGUAUGACAGAUGAACAUAAAAACCAUGAGACUGUAUCAACUGCAGCAGAGAGGACAGAGAAAGAGAAACACUUGAAGGAGACACAGAGUGAAAUCCAGCAGAGAAUCCAGCAGAGACAGAAAGAUCUUGAGCAGCUGAGAGAGGCUGUGGAGUCUCAUAAGCGCUCUGCACAGACAGCAGUGGAGGACAGUGAGAGGAUCUUUACUGAGCUCAUCCGCUCCAUUGAGAGAAGCCGCUCUGAGGUGACACAGCGGAUCAGAGAUCAGGAAAAGACUGCAGUGAGUCGAGCUGAAGGACAAAUGGAGCGACUGGAGCAGGAGACUGAAGAUCUGAAGAAGAGAAACUCUGAGCUGGAGCAGCUUUCACACACAGACGAUCACAUACAUUUCCUCCAGAGUCUUCAGUCUCUCUCAGCUCCUCCUGAAUCUACAGAAAACAUCUCUGUCAGUUUCCUCUUUUCUUUUGAUGGUGUGAGAGAAUCUGUCUGUCAGCUGAGACACAAACUGGAGGAUUUCUGCAAAGAGGAGUCACUCACAGUAACAUUGUUCCCAGGACCAGAGAGGACUUCCUACAAUAUUCCCAUCAGUUCACUCUGGAUCCAAACACUGCACAUAAACGUCUCCGUCUGUCUGAAGGGAACAGAGCGGUGACUUACACUGACACACCUCAGCUGUAUCCUGAUC